This is a messenger RNA of Rhincodon typus (whale shark), 1116 nucleotides long. RefSeq names its product urotensin-2 receptor-like. The record is from RefSeq and is a predicted model, not a curated record. Bases 1 to 1116 code for a protein of 371 amino acids. Gene Ontology annotation, cellular component: membrane. Gene Ontology annotation, molecular function: urotensin II receptor activity. The transcript has a single exon. NCBI's taxonomy places the organism in Eukaryota, Metazoa, Chordata, Chondrichthyes, Orectolobiformes, Rhincodontidae. Gene Ontology annotation, biological process: regulation of blood pressure; neuropeptide signaling pathway; blood vessel diameter maintenance.
AUGUGCAAGCUGCCGCCUGCCCAGGACAACAUGUAUCUCAACAGCUCGGAGAACCUGACAGCAUCCGACUCCCCGUCCAGCCUUAGGGCGAGGGAUGAGCUGAUGCUCACCUCGGCUUUCGGCACCGUGCUCUCCUUUAUGUGUGUGACCGGGGUGGCGGGCAAUGUCUACACGCUGGUACUGAUGUGCCAGUCCAUGCGCUCGGCCGCCUCCAUGUACAUCUACAUCGUGAGCCUGGCGCUGGCGGACCUGCUCUACCUCUCCACCAUCCCCUUCAUCGUCUGCACCUACUUCGCCAAGAGCUGGUACUUCGGGGACCUGGGUUGCCGGCUGCUGCUCAGCCUUGACCUGCUCACCAUGCACGCCAGCAUCUUCACCCUGACCGUGAUGUGCACCGAGCGCUACCUAGCCGUGGUCAACCCCCUGGCCAUGGUCAAGCGCUCCAAAGGUUACAGGAAAGCGAUGGCCGGGGCGGUGUGGUUGCUCAGCUUGUCCCUAACGCUGCCCGUGACCAGCAUGGUCAACCUGCAGGAGACCCGGAAGGAGAACGGCAGCGUCCGCAGAAUGUGCGCCCCAACCUGGACUGGCCAGACCUACACCAUUUACCUGACGGUGCUGUUCAACACCAGCAUCGUAGCGCCCGGGGUGAUCAUCGGCUUCCUGUACACCCAGUUAGCACGGACCUACCUGCAGUCCGAGAAGAACACUCUGUCCAAGAGAGGCAACAGCAGGUCAUCCAAGCAGCGAGUGGUCCUCAUGAUAUUCGGCAUCGUGGUAGUUUUCUGGGCGUGCUUCCUACCUUUCUGGGUUUGGCAGCUCAUCCGCCUCUAUUGCAAAUCCCUAAAGCUGACUCGGCGGACAGUAACUUGUAUCAACUACCUGAUGACCUGCCUGACCUACAGCAACAGCUGUAUUAACCCUUUCCUGUACACGCUGCUCACCAAGAACUACAAGGAGUACCUGAAAAGUAGGCAGAGGCACUUUCAAAGAUCAGCAUCCGCAUCCUUUAAAAGGAACGCCAGCCUGCGACCAUCCCUAAAAUCCAUCUCCUCCUGUAACCAGUACAGCAACUCCUCCGAAUCAAUAGCCAUGGUUCAUUUGAAAGAGUCGAAAUGA